Fonsecaea nubica is the source of this 753-nucleotide messenger RNA. RefSeq lists its product as hypothetical. The transcript is spliced from 4 exons. Bases 1 to 753 code for a protein of 250 amino acids. Lineage: Eukaryota; Fungi; Ascomycota; Eurotiomycetes; Chaetothyriales; Herpotrichiellaceae. The record is from RefSeq and is a predicted model, not a curated record.
AUGACCACGCAGGUAGCAGAGGUAACGCUCCUGGCUCAAGCCGGUCAAGUGGGAUUUCGGAUAAACGAACAGAAUUCCGUCAACGGAGACCUAGCGGUAAAGACGCAGACGUGGAUCAACAACUUCUGCUAUCAAAUUAAGCAGAGACUCAAUCUGAAAUGGAAGAAUGCUGACAAUGUAUCGAAUCCCGAAGGCGACCUACCCGACCAAUUCCUCUUCCGAAACCGUCUCGAGAAAGCAUACAGGGAUCAAACCCGUUUCUAUUACAUCGCCAUGUGCGUUUCGCACGGCAUGCUCUGGCUUCAAAUCGGUAUUGGCGCCACCGUCACCGCCCUUGGGACGACAAAUUCAAACGCGGCAAGAAUCGCUAUAACCGUCCUGGGAGCCAUCAACACCGUCAUUGCAGGCUUCCUGACAUUUCUCAAGAGCAGAAACCAACCGAACAGGGCAUUACAGUUUAGGAAUGGCCUGCGCGGAGUAUACGAGGAUCUGUGGCAGGUUGACGCGGAGAUGUUGAGUGGUAAGGGAGACAUCGACGUGGAUCAAAAGGUGGACGACUUGUGGAAAAAGUACAAGGAGGUCACGGCCGAGGCGGAGGCAAACUACCCGGAUCUAUGGGUCAGUCUCGGCAAAUUGAUCAAGCCCACAGACGCGGACAAGCAUCCGAGCACGCAGUUGAAAGACGUCUCGCCGGCAGAGACUAGUGAGCAGAAGCCUUCGAGCGAAGGAUCGUUGCUCAAGACAAGGCCAUGA